CAGCAGUGACUCGACCUCACCAAGAUGGCGGUGCUCUCCUCCCAUGAGGAAUCACGUGAUGUCUCCUCUAGUGAUAUAACUCAUUGGGAGCCACUGUCUGCUUUUCUCUGACCUUUUUUUGUGUUUUUCCUUUUAAAUAAAGUUUUUUUUUUUUAAAAAAAAAGCCUCACCUUGUUGUGGAGCAAACUGCACCACCGACCCGCUCCGGGCUUUCUGCGGGUCACAAACGAUCCUCGGGUGUUCAGGAGGGAAACGGAUCCGGGGAUCCGGUACCGGUUCGGCUGCUGUCCGAAAGGAGCUGCGGAAACCGAGGAGACUAAGACAUGGCGGUGCAGCUGUGGUGCCUGUCGUUCAGGCAGCCGUACGGCGGUCUGGUCCUGGACGGCGUGAAGACGGUGGAGAGCCGCUGGCAGCCCCUUCUGGCCCCCCUGCAGAACCAGACCGUGGCGGUCCACAUUGCUCAUCGUGACUGGCAGGGGGAGGAGUGGAGGGCGGUCCUGAGCGGCGAGCUGGGGAUGAACGCCGUCCAGAUCGGCGCUCUGCUGGACUCUGGGGAGAGGAUGGGCCGCGGCGUGGUGGCAGGGUUAGUGGAUGUGGGAGUGACUUGGCUCUGCCCCGCCUCCCUGGAGGAGGAGGAGCUUCAGGAUCUGCAGCGAGCGGCCAUCUUGGUUGGUCUACAGGGGAAACACCUGACUCGCCUGUCGAACCCUCGAUGGCUGCAGGAGCCAAUGAGCUGCCGGGGACAGCGCCACCUGUGGACUGUGGAAGUCCCCGCCCACCUGUUACCAUGACAACAAAGGAACAUUAUCAGACGGGUCAGAAGGGUGUCCCAACAGCCCCUCCACAUGGAGAAAGCCGGGGCGGGAAUCAUACCUCCAACCUUCCAACCAGAGGUUGACCACUCCACCCCUGCAGCACAGAGACGUGUCCUCAGAUGGGUUAAACAUUUCCCAUGAGUCUUUGCAGCUAGGCUAUUGAGAACAGAAAGGUCUGGAAACGGCGCCGUCUGCUGGUGAGACCAACUUUAUUCACCCAAACAAGGAAAAACACCCGUGGACCCCCCCCCCCCCCCCCACACCACCACACAGGCCAAACAUCAAACAGCUGAUCCAACAAAAAUGGAGGGGGGGGCAGAACUCUGUAAGAACAAACUCAAACAUUCUUCAAAUACUAACACCCCCCAGC
Oryzias latipes (Japanese medaka) is the source of this 1185-nucleotide messenger RNA. Its product is annotated as protein EOLA1. NCBI's taxonomy places the organism in Eukaryota, Metazoa, Chordata, Actinopteri, Beloniformes, Adrianichthyidae. The record is from RefSeq and is a predicted model, not a curated record.